AUGAGAGAGAUAUUGACGCUUUUAGAAGUUGUGUGGAUGAUUGUAACUUGCUGGAUUUGGGUUUCACAGGUGGAUUUAUUCCCUGGUAUUGAUGUUCGUCAAUUCCCUAUUUACAGAUCAGACCAUGCUCCCAUCCUAUUAGAUACUGAAACCCGAUGUAUGGAGGAUUAUAAAGAUCGCCUCUUUCGCUUUGAAUCCUACUGGCUUUCUAAUGAGAAGUGUUAUGACGUAGUGGUAAAUUCGUGGAGGGAGGGGAUUAGUGUUCCCAUUCAUGCGAGGCUCGAGGCGUGUGCAAACUCCUUGAAGGAGUGGGCUACUAGAGAAUUUAGUGAUGUAAAAAGUAUGAUCAAGAUUACUGAGAAAAAACUAGCAAAAGCCCAAAGACAAGCACCUGAUGCUAACAUGUUGGCUGCUUGCAAUUCAAUGGCUAAUGAUCUUGAUGGCCUUAACCGUGUAGAGGAAGCUUAUUGGCACUUAAGAUCUAGGGUGAAUGAGUUGAAACAUAGGGAUAAGAACACCAAGUAUUUUCACCAUAAAGCAAGCUCAAGGAAGAAGAGAAACUUGAUUCGUGGUCUUAUGGAUGAUGAGGGUACUUGGAGGGCUUCAAAAGCAUAUAUUGAGAGAUUAGUAGCCGCUUAUUUUGAGAGUAUCUUCGCCACUAGUUCACCGUAUGGAUUACCUAAGGCACUUGAAGGCAUCUGUGGUCAAUGA
Messenger RNA from Amaranthus tricolor (Joseph's coat), 711 nucleotides. RefSeq lists its product as uncharacterized. Lineage: Eukaryota; Viridiplantae; Streptophyta; Magnoliopsida; Caryophyllales; Amaranthaceae. Bases 1 to 711 code for a protein of 236 amino acids. The record is from RefSeq and is a predicted model, not a curated record. The transcript is spliced from 2 exons.